Molecule: messenger RNA, 1244 nt
Organism: Tupaia belangeri chinensis (Chinese tree shrew)
Lineage: Eukaryota; Metazoa; Chordata; Mammalia; Scandentia; Tupaiidae
Product: vesicle-associated membrane protein 714
Exons: 6
Coding region: 46-690 (214 amino acids)
Biological process (GO): vesicle fusion; exocytosis
Cellular component (GO): membrane; SNARE complex
Molecular function (GO): SNAP receptor activity; SNARE binding
Source: RefSeq, a predicted model, not a curated record
GGCGGUUAGGCCGGCGGCAGCCGUCCCCUCAGUGGGCCGCCCACUAUGACGAUUACCUACAGCUGCAUUGCUAAUGGCCGAGCGGUCCUGGCGGAGCUGGCUUUGACCGGCGGCUCCUAUCAGGAAGCAGUGGCAGAAGUACUUAGACUAGUGCUUCUUAGUGCUGAACCAAAGACUGUAAUUCAAGUGGGAAGCUAUAUCUACCAUACGCUCUCUAUUGAUGGAAUUACUUACUUAUGUGCUACAGACAAUGCCUUGGAUACUGUGACACCACCAGAAUUUCUGGAACAAGUUAGUGAUAUUUUUGCAAGAAAUCCUUCGAUGCCACCAGAACAUUUCUCCCCUUCAAAUGCAGUUGCUGCAGAUUUUCAACAAGUAUUAGCAAAGUAUAUGAUGAAAUACAAUACAACCCAAGAUGACGGCACUAUUUCCGUAACGAGGAGUCAAGAGACUGAUGUAAAAAAGGUUAUGGCACAAAAUAUUGAUACAAUUUUGGAAAGAGAAGCAGCAUUGAAUGUCUUCCUUGAUAGAACAGAUGAUCUCCAAACAACUGCCAAAGAAUUCCAAAAAACAAGAAAUACCCCUAGGAAGAUAUGGUGGAAAUACUUCAAAAGGAUUGCAAUUAUCACCACAGCAAUUCUCCUUUCAGUCAUUAUCAUUCUUUUAAGUCCAAAUGUAAUACCAACCUGAUCAUCCUCCUCUCCAUCACCGACAGAUACCAAUAAAUUGUUACAUGUAGAGUUCAACAACUAUCAGUUAUGAACUAAUCCUCUAGUGGUAGGAUUAAGAAAAGCUUGGAAUUAUUUCCUUGUCUCUCGACUCUUACCUCCAUGCCUCAAUUUCUGUAGUCCCAUUUAUUCUUUUCCACUCUUCUACUUCUCCAGCCUCUCCUUUUGUUAACAGCACAAACCCUAGAAUCAGCCUGCCAAGAUCCUACUUUCAGUUCUGCAAUAUACUGUUUACUUCAGACAAGUACUUAACCUGUGCCCUGUUUUCUCACUUAGAGCUAAUAAUAAAUUUACUGAAUAGAGAUCUUACAUCUCCCGUGUACGUAGUAAAUACUGUUUAAAUGUUAACUAUUACUAUGAAAAAUUGUAUUAUGACAUUGCUUAAAUCUGUACUUUCUCCUUACCCAGAAAACACCUUGACCUUAAAAUACCCUUAGAAACAAAAGAGGCUUAAAAAUAUUGUCGAGAGAUACACACUCUACUUCUCCUACAUAUUAAAUUUAAAGUGAAAAUUCA